Molecule: messenger RNA, 956 nt
Organism: Eurypyga helias (sunbittern)
Lineage: Eukaryota; Metazoa; Chordata; Aves; Eurypygiformes; Eurypygidae
Product: cyclin-Y
Exons: 11
Coding region: 1-888 (295 amino acids)
Biological process (GO): regulation of cyclin-dependent protein serine/threonine kinase activity; regulation of canonical Wnt signaling pathway
Cellular component (GO): plasma membrane; cytoplasmic cyclin-dependent protein kinase holoenzyme complex
Molecular function (GO): protein kinase binding; cyclin-dependent protein serine/threonine kinase activator activity
Source: RefSeq, a predicted model, not a curated record
AUGGAAUUCAACCCAUCGGAUCAUCCACGGGCCAGUACAAUAUUUCUCAGUAAAUCACAAACAGAUGUGAGAGAAAAACGCAAGAGUCUCUAUAUAAACCACCUGACGCACAAACUGAAGAACAAGCAUCCUCCUGGGCAGUUGAGAAGGAAGUACAGUUCCUGCUCCACUAUUUUCCUGGAUGACAGCACAGUCAGUCAACCAAACCUCAAGUAUACCAUCAAAUGUGUAGCUCUUGCAAUAUAUUACCACAUCAAAAACAGGGACACAGACGGAAGAAUGCUCUUAGAUAUUUUUGAUGAAAACCUUCAUCCCCUUUCGAAAUCCGAAGUGCCACCAGACUAUGACAAACAUGACCCGGAGCAGAAACAGAUUUACCGCUUUGUUCGGACGUUGUUCAGUGCUGCUCAACUGACUGCUGAAUGUGCCAUUGUCACCCUGGUAUAUCUUGAAAGACUUUUAACUUAUGCAGAGAUAGAUAUUUGUCCAGCAAACUGGAAGCGAAUUGUACUGGGUGCAAUUCUACUGGCAUCCAAAGUUUGGGACGACCAGGCAGUGUGGAACGUGGAUUACUGCCAGAUCCUGAAAGACAUCACAGUGGAAGACAUGAAUGAGCUGGAACGCCAGUUUCUUGAGCUGUUGCAGUUCAAUAUUAAUGUUCCCUCCAGUGUUUAUGCCAAGUAUUAUUUUGAUUUGCGUUCCCUGGCAGAAGCGAAUAACCUGAGUUUUCCUUUAGAGCCCCUCAGCAGGGACAGGGCGUAUAAACUUGAGGCCAUUUCCCGCUUGUGUGAAGAUAAAUACAAGGACUUCAGGAAAGCCGCGAAGAAACGGUCGGUCAGUGCUGACAAUCUGACUGUGGUUAGAUGGUCCCCUGCUAUUAUCUCCUAACAGAGGAGACUGGAAUAUUCCUACGGACGUACUGUUUCAUCCAUCCAUUUUUUCGGGGUGGGCUGGGG